ACUAGGGAAGGAUUUAAAACACAUACAUGUGUAGUCGAGUCGAGUAAUAUAUGUGUUUAUACGUAGCUAGGUCGGGGGAUUUAUUACAUCAGAAUAGCGGCAAUAUGAUGGUUUGAUAUAACUACCAGCUUUAGAAGCGUUGUAUGCAGUUGGUACGACGGCGUUCGCUGUUACAGGAUAGAUAUAGCGCCUCUGUUAUUCCGUUAGGUCGUAUUUUCGCUCUCAGGCAGCCAUGUUGGAACGUGUGUCGGGAUGUAAACAUAGUGCAGAUUUCUCAUUGGCUGAGCUCAACACCAGUAGCCAAUCAAAAUGGACCGCGGCUUAUAUAAGCCGGUGUUCCCGUAUAGACGAGGCAGACAGGGCUGGACAGCUCGUCAACAGUAACCUAUGUCCAGAGUCUUAGAUACUCAUAACUUUGCUGGGAAAAGACAAGGCAGCCAAGGAGCAGAGGAAAUGGACCUACAGAUUGAGGUAGAGUCAGAGGAAAUGAGGGACUUCCUUAAACAGGAGGAGUGGAAAAGCGGGGACCGCUGCAUGGUUUCAGGGUGCCCUGUCUCCAAGUCCUUUGUACGGGGGAUGGCAUAUGUGGACCACUGGGCCAAGGUACAUCUGCCCCAGACAUAUUUAUACCAGUGUGUCAGGUGCGGGCAGAAGUGGGCAUUGCGGACCAGGGCCACCCGACACAGCCGGACAGUACAUAGGACGGAGGAUCUGCCCAGGAGGUUGACUGUGCCUAAUCGACACUACGUCGACCCUGGCGCAGUGUCACCACCCCCAGGUCUACAACCACCAAACAACCAGGCACCACCAAGCCCCAGGACGCCGGAACCCGUGCAGGAGGCAGUGCAGAGACCUAAUGUGGAGACCAGGCCAUGGAGAUUGGUGGAGAUGGGACCGAGGCAACCAUCAACCCUAUGGGCGCUGGCCCUUAGAUGCUCCAGGAGAAUACUGAAGGCCAACAGGGAGAAGAGAGCCAAGGAGAGGGGACUUAUGGUGGAAACCAGCCUGGUGGACUAUCUCCACCUCAUCCAUGAGGAAAACUAAAUUAAUAGUGUAAUUGUUUAUUUAUUCAAUGCCAAUAUUGUAAGUGCUUAUGGUAGGACGUGUCGCGGGAUCGCGCCCGAUAUUACUUUAUAUUGUAUAACAGGAAGUUAUAGAUAUGUGGCAUAUUAUUUAUAUAAAUUGUUGAAGCCACUUAUAAUUUACAUUAUGGAAAUACUCUGUAGAAGAAAGGAAAUGUUGCCAAAUUUAUUUUUUGUUUGUUAAAAGGUUUUUUGAUAUAUAUAUAUAUAUACAUUUAUUAUUUAUACCAUGACUCUAAUGGCGUACCAGGUAUAUAUGGAGUAGUGGUGAGUAUGGGUAGUAGUCAAUGCUGUACUUGAUCGUAAGUAUUGACUGGAGGGAGGUAUGUAGUCGAGUCGAGUAAUAUAUGUGUUUAUACGUAGCUAGGUCGGGGGAUUUAUUACAUCAGAAUAGCGGCAAUAUGAUGGUUUGAUAUAACUACCAGCUUUAGAAGCGUUGUAUGCAGUUGGUACGACGGCGUUCGCUGUUACAGGAUAGAUAUAGCGCCUCUGUUAUUCCGUUAGGUCGUAUUUUCGCUCUCAGGCAGCCAUGUUGGAACGUGUGUCGGGAUGUAAACAUAGUGCAGAUUUCUCAUUGGCUGAGCUCAACACCAGUAGCCAAUCAAAAUGGACCGCGGCUUAUAUAAGCCGGUGUUCCCGUAUAGACGAGGCAGACAGGGCUGGACAGCUCGUCAACAGUAACCUAUGUCCAGGUAAGGAUGGGUUAGCUGCCACUUUAGUAUAGGGCCGGAUGGCUCGAGAGACCCAGUAUAGGCGUAUGGAUAGAGUUAGCACGUGCCGGCACGGGUUUAUGGCUUGGUAGCCAACUUACAGUACCAAAGAUAUUUACAGCAGAACAGCUGAUUGAGGGGUGUUUACAUGUUAUAAACAAUAGGUCUAUAGUUACCAUAGUAUUGAGAGAGCACAGGACUGGGUACAGUUCAUAUAUUUCCCCUGUGUAGAAAUGUAAUAGACCGUUUAACACUAGAGACAGCAGUCUCACUGUGGCAAGGUGGUAGUUUUAUGAGCUUAUGGGAGAAAUAUAUGAAUAUUGUCAGUGUUAGGUUGAAAUAUAAUUGCUAAGGUGAAUAUAAUGAAGAUAGGGGAGUAAUAGCUAGAUAAAUUUCUAGAGUAGAAUUAUGUAUAGCUCUGGAUGCAGCUAUUCGGGGAAGUUAUUAUAUAGGAACUAUUUAGGUAGUAUUUACUGGUUUACUAUCACAUUAUGUCUAUAAUUACAAGUUAAACUUAAGGACACUAGUCUCUGUGAUAAAGUUUUUGAUACUACUGCUGUCCAUAUUUUACAAUGGCAACAACCUUUACAAUUGUUAUGUUUUCAGAUGAUGAUUUGUUAUGUUAUUAAAUACUGGAACUGUUA
Molecule: messenger RNA, 2436 nt
Organism: Pecten maximus
Lineage: Eukaryota; Metazoa; Mollusca; Bivalvia; Pectinida; Pectinidae
Exons: 3
Coding region: 388-1044 (218 amino acids)
Source: RefSeq, a predicted model, not a curated record